Molecule: messenger RNA, 492 nt
Organism: Malaya genurostris
Lineage: Eukaryota; Metazoa; Arthropoda; Insecta; Diptera; Culicidae
Exons: 2
Coding region: 100-426 (108 amino acids)
Source: RefSeq, a predicted model, not a curated record
GAGUGUUGAAUAUUAUAUAUGUUGUGGACGGCAACAGGAUGGCAUAGAAAAGUAGUAAUAAAGUGAUCAACUCGAAGCGCGAUUGGAAGCCAAACUGAAAUGAUGGCACGACAUAAUGAGGAAACUAUCGACACAAUCAGCACCAACGAUCUGCCGGAGCAUUUCGUUAAUCGGUCUGUUCCGGUACUGUUCACUUCGCAGCGAGGACUACAAAUUAGGAAAUUCCACUCGAUUCUGCACACCGGUCAAGCAUGCUAUGCCGUGCAAUUCUGUGAUCUAGAACGAUGGAGUAACCAUUUCAAACUAUCCUCGGUGGGUCUAACACCGGAUAGUGGCAAAUGCGAGUCCACCGCCAGUACAAAAUCGAACGUGCUGAAAUAUGUUAGACAAUCACCUCAAAAUCAAUCCAAUCGAGAUUACGGGUAGAACAGCUGCCAGCAGCCAGCCAUGCAAAUAUCAUCAGGUGCGAGACGCGAUCGAAUAAUUAAUUGC